UAAAAUUACUUUGAUUGAAGUGAACUAUACACAAUAUUGUGAAAUAAAAUUUUAAUUACGUACAAAUCUAAACAUAUAUUUAUUUUAGCAACUAUUUUAAAACUGUGAUAUACUUUUAAUUUAUUUAAGAUGUCGAAUCCCUGGAAGAAAGUUUCUGUGCCCUCUGAUACGCAAAACUUGUCUGAUAUUAUGUCAGAGGAAUAUGCUAAGGGUCUGCAGGUUAAAGAGGAGAUAAAGUUUGCUGAACAAAUAUCAGAUAACCAUUUUAGUGCAGAAUCUACAGAACUGUCACCUGAUAUUGUACGGCAAAUAGAGGCGUCUAAUGUGAAAGAGUAUUGCGAUUCAGAUGCUAUUAUUGCAAAAGUUUUGCAAUGUCAGUUCGAUAAAGAAUAUGAUGACGAAAUAAAAAGAGUUGAAAAAAAGCGAAAUGGAGACGCUAAGGUAUCUGUAUCGUUUGAUAAUUAUCGCAAUGUUCCUGAACAUUUAGUAUACGACUCUGAAUCUGACGACGAGGAUGUUGGUUUCUCUCAUAAAAAAGAUUGGGAUAGAUUUGAAACAAACGAGAAAGAGUUCGCCAGCCUUCCUAAGCGAGGAUAUAUUAUGAAAGAUGGUGAGAUGGUCACCAAACAUGAUAGCACUAUUAAUGGGAGGAGAAAUGCUUGCAAAGUAAUGGCGUUUCCACCUGAAGUAUGCACAGGUGAUGGUGCCGGAUUCGACAUGAAACUAUCAAAUUCUGUGUUUAACCAAUUGAAAGAGCAUACUCGUUGGAACCAAGCUCGUAAACACAAGAUGUUGGACAGAAAAGAGAGCCAAGCCACUGCCGAAAUGGGUCUUGAUGAAGCAACAAGACUUAUUCUUUUUAAGCUUAUCAAUAAUGGUAUGUUAGAAGACAUUAAUGGUGUUAUAUCAACUGGUAAAGAAUCAGUUGUGUUGCACGCUAAUAGUGAUCAGUCAUACCCAGAGAUGGUUUUACCUAAAGAAUGUGCAAUAAAAGUCUUUAAGACUACUCUAAAUGAGUUCAAAACUCGUGACAAAUAUAUAGAAGCAGACUACAGAUUUAAGGAUCGCUUUUCUAAGCAGAAUCCAAGGAAAAUUGUACAUAUGUGGGCAGAGAAAGAGAUGCACAACAUGAUGAGAAUACAGAAGAUUGGUUUGAACUGCCCUGAAAUGGUUUGCUUGAAGAAGCAUAUACUUGUGAUGUCUUUUAUUGGUAAAGAUAAUAAACCUGCACCAAAACUGAGAGAUGUUAUUAUGAAGCCAGAUAAGUGGCCCAGUGUUUACAAUGAAGUUAUAGAGGCCAUGCAUAAAUUAUACAAUGUUGGGCACUUAGUGCACGCAGAUUUGUCUGAAUACAAUAUUCUUUGGUGGGAAAACAAAUGUUGGUUUAUAGAUGUCUCCCAGUCAGUGCAGCCAGAUCAUCCUAAUGGUCUAGAAUUCCUCUUGAGGGACUGCCGUAAUAUUAUCAAUUUCUUCGAAAGGAAAGGAGUUCCGGAUAUUAUCACCGCUGAAGAUUUAUUCAAGUCUAUCACUGGAUUUGAAGAGGUUGACGUCAAUAUGUUGGAAGGUGUGCAUACCACCUACAAUUCCUUAUCUUCGCGUUUCGAGAUUGCUCCAGAUGACAACAGGAAUAUCAGCUACCCAUUUGAGUAUUGCUGGCAAAAAACCAGUGAAACCAAGAAAGGAAAAAGUGACAACAGUGAUGAGGAAGAUGAUGAUUUUGAUGAAAUGUGGUCUCGUUCUAAAGAUAAUGAAAUUGUUGAUAGUUCUGCCAACUUUGGUAAUGAACUCAAGGUUGACAAUUGUCUGAUUGAUAAAAAAGUCAACUUUGGUGAUGUAAUAGAUGUCGCUAUACUUAAAAAUCAUGGGGAUAUAAGUAGUAGUGACAUAGAUAAAAAAUCUUAAUAGUUCCAUUCAUUAUGUAUCUUGAAAUAAAAUAUUAUAAGUGUUGUUUUUAGAAACACUUUAAGAGAGAAGAAAAAUGGUGCAUAAAACUAGAAAAAGACAAAAAAAGGA
This is a messenger RNA of Vanessa atalanta (red admiral), 2013 nucleotides long. RefSeq names its product serine/threonine-protein kinase RIO3. The record is from RefSeq and is a predicted model, not a curated record. Lineage: Eukaryota; Metazoa; Arthropoda; Insecta; Lepidoptera; Nymphalidae. Gene Ontology annotation, molecular function: protein serine/threonine kinase activity; ATP binding. Gene Ontology annotation, cellular component: cytosol; preribosome, small subunit precursor. The coding region runs from base 130 to 1902 and encodes 590 amino acids. The transcript has 2 exons. Gene Ontology annotation, biological process: maturation of SSU-rRNA; protein phosphorylation.